UCUUCCUUACAAGGCUAAAGCUAGAAGCUUUCCUCUGUCUGUCUCAGUCUUUUAAAAGCGGCAGAGCAAGUGCUGGGAUCACGUUGUUGGAGCACAAAUAGGAUUUGGAAGGAUGGGGAGAGAGUAACUGGUUGGAGCCUCUUGGAGCGCAGUCCAGAGCAGGCAGAUGCUCUUUAGCUCCAGCAGAGGAUGGGAGUGGAAAAUCAUUAUGCUCUAUAAAUCCUAGAGCCAGGUGUCCUUUUGAUCUGAACCUUCCAAAGAACCGAGAGCAACACGUGAAACCAGCCAAAAAUCAUCGAGGAGAAAAAUGCAGCACGACGGGUAAAGCAGAAGAAGGCUCAUUCAAAAUCCCCGCUGGGAGCUGUGACAAAUCAUGAACCCAAUGGGUUAUUUUUCUUAUAAAUGACAACAGCAGAUUCUCAUCAGCGACAUUGGAGCAGAUUUCCAACAGGAGCACCCUGAACCCUUGGAUUCCAUUGUCAGAGAUGGAGGUGCUACGCCGCUCCUCAGUCUUCGCUGCGGAGGUGAUGGAGGUCUUUGACCGAUCUCCCACUGACAAGGAGCUGGUGUCCCAGGCCAAGGUGCUCUGUAGAGACUACAUACAUUCCAGGUUGAUUCGGGUUGGCAUCGGCUGGAGCAAACCUGAAUACAGUGCACCUUUCCCCGGUGGCAAGCUGGCAGAGGUGUCCAGUAUACUUCUGCGCCUAGGGGAUGAGCUGGAACACAUCCGACCAAACCUUUACCGCAAUAUCGCCCGUCAGCUGAACAUCUCGCUGCAUUCAGAGACUGUGGUGACUGAUGCUUUCCUGGCGGUGGCUGCUCAGAUCUUCACAGCAGGCAUCACGUGGGGCAAGGUGGCGUCACUCUAUGCUGUGGCAGCUGGGCUGGCUGUGGACUGCGUAAGACAUGCCCAGCCAGCAAUGGUUCAUACCAUCGUGGACUGCUUGGGAGAGUUUGUGCGCAAGACCUUGGUGACGUGGCUGAAGAGGAGAGGAGGCUGGGCUGACAUCACAAAAUGCGUGGUGAACACUGAUCCUAGCCUUCGCUCUCAUUGGCUUGUGGCUGCCGUUUGUAGCUUUGGUCACUUCCUUAAAGCCAUCUUCUUUGUGCUGUUACCAGAGAGAUGAAUUUCAGUUGCCAAAUGCAGCUCCAAGCUCCAUCUCCUCCCACACUGCAAAAGCAAUGAUAACUGCAGACCUAUCUGAUACUGAGGAGAAGGAACAAGAGAGAGGCUGGGAUAAAAAUGAAAGCAUUUCUCCCCUCUCCCUUCAAUGGAGAGCACCUGAUUGACUGCAGUCCUUCUUUCUUCAGCCACGGAAAACUUCUCGCGUACUCAAAGUAGUCCUCUUGAAUACCCUUAUUUUUCCUGGAGUCUCUUCAAUGACCAGGAUGAAGCCAGUCCCUGAGCAGACUCAUUGCUCAACUUGCCAUUGUGUGCUGUGUUUAGCAUGGAUAUUCAUACAUAUAUUUAUUUUGGGACUACGUUAAACACACACCAAUAUCAGGGUAAAUGGCGGGAACAAUGUCUAAAAUGGCAUCAAAGGAAACACGUCCCUCAUUUGUUAAGUAGAACAUCUUUGUUUUAAUUUCCAGAACCACCUUUGCUAGGCGCUCUUGUUAGUAAAUCAGUUGUUAACUUGGUCAUCUUCUUUCUACCCAAGCCUGACCAUUGUGCUUUUGUGCAUGGUACACAAUGGUUAAAGGGGCUCUGUUUUGAGGAUGUGAAGUGGUGAAUUACCAACUGAGCUAAAAGCAGCGCUACCCCCUGAAGUCACUUAGAAACUAGGAUGGUGACUUUGUGAUGGUGAGAACCACCAGAAUUCAGUUUGAGGUAUGCGUUGAGAAGUUAAAGGCAUGCUUAGCUUAUCUAUGUACCAUAUUGUAACAGAAGUUCAAAUAGGAGUGCAGUAGCAGAUACUACCUGCCCUAAAUUAAUUUAAUGUCGUGUUUUAUCUGGCUGAACAAAACAGUGGGAGCAAAGUAGCACUUUCCAAAAUGACAGCAGGUGUUUGAGCAUUAUGCUAAAGAGGAACUUUUCCUCCACAGAGGAAUUUAGAUGGAGCCAAACCAAUAACAUAUGUAAGUAAGAUGUGUGUUGGGGGGGGGGAGGGAGGGGGGGGCUGGCAAAAACUGUAAGUGAGCAGUAUCAUGUUAUGAAAAGAAGUGCAUCAAAAGUGACAGAUAAAUGUUUCUUUUAGCAUAUUAUGAAGUGCAACUUGCAGUCUUCCAUUGUGAUAAACAAUAAAAAAUAGGUGGCCUAA
Molecule: messenger RNA, 2261 nt
Organism: Alligator mississippiensis (American alligator)
Lineage: Eukaryota; Metazoa; Chordata; Crocodylia; Alligatoridae
Gene: BOK
Product: BCL2 family apoptosis regulator BOK
Exons: 5
Coding region: 486-1127 (213 amino acids)
Biological process (GO): regulation of apoptotic process; extrinsic apoptotic signaling pathway in absence of ligand; intrinsic apoptotic signaling pathway in response to DNA damage
Cellular component (GO): mitochondrial outer membrane
Molecular function (GO): protein homodimerization activity; protein heterodimerization activity
Source: RefSeq, a predicted model, not a curated record